Paramecium sonneborni is the source of this 3202-nucleotide messenger RNA. Lineage: Eukaryota; Ciliophora; Oligohymenophorea; Peniculida; Parameciidae. The record is from the annotation of a GenBank genome assembly.
AUGCCUUAAUCAUUAUAAUUUCCAUCAGAUCUCAAACCACCUACUAUUAAUUCAUCUCUACUUAGUAAUCCUAAUUCUUUUUCUGAUCCUGUAUUUUAAUAUUAUAUUAUUAGAAUAUUCAUAGAUAAAUUGAUAUCUUCAGACCAAAUCAAACUGACACUCCUGAACUCAAACUUAUAGAUGAAACUGAAACUAAAAAAAUGAAAAAAAGUAAUUUUAAUAAGUUUAAGAUGUUUGUAUUCUCAUCACCUUUUAUCAAUAAAGAAAUAUUAGACUAAAAAAUUAUACAUAAAUUUAUCACUCUUCUUAAACAAAAAGCAUACAUUUAUAAUGACUAUUUUUUUAAUUCAUUAUAAAAAUAGAUAUUAACUGAAAAAUAUAUCAUAUCACCACAUGAUUUAAAUACUAAUCAUUAGAAUCUAUUUAUACUUAAUUUCUUAUUUUAUAUUAUUUGGGAUCUACUCACAUUAAUAUUCACUAUCAUUUUAAUCUUUUGGUUAAUCUAUAAAAUUACAUUUCAUACUCAGAAUUAACAAUUAACAUAAAUCCUAUUCAUGUUAUUUAUUAUACUUGAUUUAUUCAUUUAUUUAAUUUCUCCAUAUAUUUUAAAAGGAAACAGGAUAUUCAAUAAAUUUGAAAUCCUUAAACAUCAAAUCCCAUGCAAUUUAUUAAUCAAUCUAAUAUAUUCUAUUACAACUAUAGUUUUACUCAUAUAAAAUAAUAAUGAUGAAAUUAUGCUCAUUUUAUACGCCUUUUAAUUUAUUUCAUCAUUACUUAAACUAAAUUCAAUCCUAAAUAAAUUAUCUGAUUACACCUCCUUAAAUUUUUAACUCAUUAUAAACAUAACUUAAUUAUUAUAUUUAAUCCAUUUAAGUUCGUGUAUUUGGCAUAUAUUAGCCAUAAAUAAUGAUAAUUCAUGGAUAUAUCAAUAUCAAUUACAUGAAUCAGAUAACAUUACAAGAUAUUGCCAUUCAUUCUAUUAUUCAAUAUCCUAAUUAUUAAAUGGCUCUAAUAAUAUAACCUUAAAUACUAAUACAGAAUUGAUUUUUUCAAGUAUUUUAACAUUUCUGUCAGUUUGGAUAUGUAGUUUAAUAAUAUUAAAAUUGAAUUAAAAUUUAAAACCCUUUUAUGAAUAAUAACUUUAAUUAUUGUAUUUAUUUAAAUUAUUUUUAGUAAAGAUUUGGAAACCAUAAAUGCCUUUUUAAAUAAGAGAAAUGUGCCUCUACUAAUGAAAGCUAAAGUGAGAAAUUAUAUUAAAUAUAUGUUUUAUAAUAAAAAAAAUGAUUACGAGGUAUUUAUCAGAUGGUAAAUAUAGAUAAGAUUUAAACUAUACUUUAAUCCUUAAGACCUGACAUGAAAGAAGAAUUAAUAUUUUAGAUAAGAUUACAAGCUUUGUCUUAUAGCAAAAUAUUAUAAAAAUUCUCUAAAGAUUCCCUUUAGUAAUUAACUAAAUAUAUGGAGCGUAUUCAUUAUAAUCCAAAUGAAAUAAUAUCUUAAUAAGAUUAAUCUUUAUAUUUGAUUGAUUCUGGAGAAAUAGAAGUUUAAGAAUAUGAAUAGAGAUUGCAUAUUUUAAAAUUAGGAGAUUCUUUUGGAGAAACAUAUUUUUUCUCAGGAAUUUUAAAUAAAACAAUUUAUAAAACUUUAGAAUUUACUUAACUUUAUAAAAUUAAAUAAUCUGAUUUUAUAAAUAUCAUAUUAUCAAAUAAAGUAGAUCACGAAAGAUUUAUGUAUAUUAAACAUUCAAUCUAAUAUGGAUAUUUUAAUAUAAUUAAUUUAAAAUGUUAUUCUUGUGAUUCAUAAACACAUUUAAUUAAUAAUUGUCCAAUUUUGAAUUAUAAACCAGAUAUUGAAAAGAUAUUUAAACAUGAUAAUUUUCAUUCUCAAAAUAGAGGUUAAUUUCUUAGAGAUAAGAAUAUUGAUUAAAGAGCUUUUAAUAGAACUUUUAAAAGAAUUUUAGUAUAAAAAUAAACUUAAUAAUAGAUAAAUUUUGAUGCAAUGAAAAUGUUUCGAUUAAAAUACGAUCUUAUUGAUCCAAAUGAUUUAUACUCGAAAAGUAAUGAAAUAAUAGAGUCUGAAGAUAUUGAAUCUGAUUCGGAUUCAGGAGAAUCUUAUGAAUAAUAUCAAUCAGAUUAAAUAUUAUCUGAUAAUAGAUUUAUCGAUAAAUAAGAUGGGUAUUUAUAUAUUAAAUACUAGUACAAUUGUUAGUAUAAUUAAAUAGUAAGAUCAAUUAAGAGAUAAUUCUAAAAUAUUAUUAGAAGUUGAUGAUAACAUUGAAGAAAUGUUUAUUAUUAGACCAAAUAAUUAAAAAACAACAUUAAGCACUGCUUAAUUUUAAUUUGAAUAGUAAUAAUAAUAAUAAUACUAAUAAUAAUAAUAAUUACAAUAAUAAUAAUAAAUAUUAUAACAAUAAUAACAAUUAAAUCAAUAAUCAUAUAGAUUUUCAUUAAUACCAAUGGAUCCUAAGACAAGAAAACAAUCUUCUUCUCAAUUAGAAUAGGCAUCAUCUUAAAAUAUAGCAACAGAAGGAUAAAUUCCUACUGUAAAGGGAUCAAAACAUAAUUCUUAAAUUGCAUUUAAAGGUGAAUAUAGUGACAAAUUAAAACAUGGAUCAUAAAAUAAAAUAUCUAGUCACAUUAAUGUUGAUAAUAAGAUGAAAAAGAAUUUAUCAAGAAUAAGAGAAGAAGAUUCUGACACUUUAAAUUUAUCAAAUCGUUAUAAUUCAGAUGAAUAACAAAGUUCUUAAAAUUUAAGAUAUUUUUAUAGAUAAAGUAAUAAUUCAUUGCCAUCUCGGAAUACAUAAUUAAGACCAUCUAUGAAAAGAAUUUCAUCAAAAAUAUCAUCUAUAAAUUUUAUAACUGGAACAAGAACUUAUAAUAAAACUAGUAAUCCAUUUACAAGAUCAUUUGGAAAUUUUCCUACAACUCCAGGAAUGGUAGAUUUAAGCAUGUAUAAAAGGGAAGAUUUAAAACCUGAAGAUUUUGAGACGAUGUUUCUUUAUAAAAUCUAUUUUCCUUUAGGAAAUUAUCCAAACAUAAUUAAUAGACUUAAUUAUUAUUUAAAAUGGAAAUUAUAGGACUUUGUUUAAUCUAAGUAUACUUUUUAAUUUAAAGUGAAAUAAUUAACCUAAAAACAUAGUUUAUUAUAAAUGAAUCUAGAUUUAUUAAAUAUUAAAAGUUAGUCCAAAACAAUAUUAGAAUCAUGA